Molecule: messenger RNA, 2448 nt
Organism: Hansenula ciferrii
Lineage: Eukaryota; Fungi; Ascomycota; Saccharomycetes; Phaffomycetales; Wickerhamomycetaceae
Product: Zn(II)2Cys6 transcription factor domain-containing protein
Exons: 1
Coding region: 1-2448 (815 amino acids)
Biological process (GO): regulation of DNA-templated transcription
Molecular function (GO): zinc ion binding; DNA-binding transcription factor activity, RNA polymerase II-specific
Source: RefSeq, a predicted model, not a curated record
AUGUCUUCUGCAAAAAGAUCGUCGAAUGAUUUAUCAAAGAUCUCACGAGAUUCAAACAAAGUAUCAUCAUGUAUCGCUUGUCGAAUGCGUAAGAGAAAAUGUGGACAACAAAGACCAAUUUGCGCUCAGUGUGAUGAGAUUAAGAUCCCAUGGAGCUUAUGCUCCUAUAGUAAGACAAGUUUAAAAGCAGAUGGACCUAAAGAGACCUUGGCCCAGCUUAAGAAGUCAAAUGAAGCGUUGAAAAAGGAAUUGAAGGCGCUUAGCUCUAAAUUAGAUGGCGAUGAUGUGGGUAAACAACAGUCACAAAUUGGUGAUUUGCAUAAGAACCAGUUGUUUACAACGGUAAAGGAAACUCCAGAUUGUAUGAUUCAUUCUGGAUCCACUUCAUGGAAAACAUUGACUUCAACAGAUACUUUAUUUAAUGCUAUCGUCCAUCAAUUUCAUUUAAUAUUGAAAACUGAAAGAAUGAAUUAUUCCGAAAAGCAAGAUAGAAAUAGCUCAAAUGGACAAAAUGGAAUUCAUGAAAUUGAAAACUUGAUUGAAAAAUUUCCAUUCACAAAGAAAGGUUCACAAAUCGUUGGUUCGCAUAGAGAUUAUUUAAAAAUUAUUCAUCAAGUUUUAAAAAACAUUGAAUCAAUUUUACCAAACAUUGAAACUAUAACUCAAUUCAUGGACAUAUACAAAAACUACAAUAUAAAUAGUAGUGGGGUUUUAUCAGCUGAUUAUGAAACAUUAUCCCAAGAACUGAAGAAUUUCCUAAUUGAAUCCAAGACAAACUCAGGUUACUAUAAAAUUAAUAUCAAAUUACCAACAGAUUUCUACAAAAUUUCACCAUUCAUGUUAUUUAUAUCCACAAUCUCAUUCAUGGCAUUUUGUAGGAACCAAUCAGAAUCCACAACAAGAACAAAUAUAGAUUUCACGCAGCUUUUAGAGUAUCAAGAUGCUUUAUAUAUCCUGGUUCAUGACUAUCUUGAAGCUAAAAAUGAUCUUCGUUAUAUAUACUCAGUUGAAGGUUAUCAAGCAACAUUAAUAUCACAUUGGAUGAGACAAUAUAUCAAUAUACCUUCAAGCAGUCAACAAAAUCAAUCAGGUCCUCAGACUACUGUUUUCUUGAGAAAGGCAAUAGCGUUGGGGAAUAGUUUGAAUUUAAAUAAAGAUAUUGACGUUUAUUAUGCACAUAAAACAAAAGUGCAAAGGGAUAAAUUGAAAACAUUAUGGCAUUCAGUGGAACUAUUUGAUAUUUUACAUUCAUUUGAAUAUGGAAUUCCACCAAAAAUUAAAAAUGAGAUUCCCGAUUAUAGUGAUGAUCAAAAAACAAUCUAUUCAGAAACCCCUAAAGUGUUGAAUAAAGUCUUUAAUCUUUAUACUGAAAUAGAAAUGAUGGAUGAUACUUACGUUUUCAUUAAAAUUGUUGAAUAUGGGAUAAUCAAACCCUUAAAAUUGUUGUUAACUGAUACCUUCAAUCCAUUGAUGGAAGACAUAAAUAAUUUAAGAUCCAUUGAUUUCAAUGACUUGUCAAAUGCACCAGUGUUUUAUGAUUUGGUUCAAGCAAUUGGUCUAAGAUCAUUAGUUUAUUCAAUUAUCCAAACUUUUUAUCAUAUUUGCUUCAAAAGAUUAGAAAUUAUACAAGAUGAUCAAUCAGAAAUAUCUAAAGUAAUAACAAUCAAAACAUGGAAAUAUUCAUUAUUAUUAUACAAACUUAGAAAAGAACUAUACUUUGCAUAUAAUAGAUUAUUUCAUCAUGAGAAUAAGAUAUAUUAUGAUCCUGUUUGUACAUUAUCAAUGGUCAUUAUUCCAUAUAUAAGAGUGGCUCUUAGAAGAUCAAUGAUCUUUGUAUACGGUAGAUUUUUGAAUGAAUUAAAAGAAGAAGAUCUUGUCAUGUUUGUGGAUAAUUUCUUUUUUGAUCAAUCUUCAUUGGGGAAAUAUGACGAUGAAGUUUUCAAGGUUUUUGAAAUUAAAUCGGAUUUUAGGGAGGAUAGAUAUACACUUGAAGAUUAUGGUGACUUGAUAAUUGAUGAUGAUUAUUCCCAGUUGUUGGAAAAAUUCAAUAAACUUUUUGACUGGAAUUUUCUCGUUUAUACAGUGGGUAAACUAACUCAGUUUUUCAUGAAUGAAGAUGAUGAUUCAGAAUUUGGAUUCAUUUCAUAUAGUUAUAUUCAUUUCAUUGGUUUGAAAAUGAUUAAAUUCUUCUUGCGUUAUUAUCUGGCAACAUCAUUGAUAGGAUCAGGUCGUACAGUUACUACAAGAAACACGUCAAAUCAAUUACAAAAGACUAAAAUAUUCAAUGAUUGUUAUAAUAGAAGAAGCUCAGACUUUAAGUUCAAGACAUUUUUCCUGGAUUGUUAUGAAAACAAUGAUGAUGAUGAUCAUAAACUUGAUCAAUUAUUCAAAAGUUUAGAUUUACCAAUUACAGGAGAUUCCAAAUUUUUUUAUUCCUGGUUUGAAUAG